Molecule: messenger RNA, 1578 nt
Organism: Plasmopara halstedii
Lineage: Eukaryota; Oomycota; Peronosporomycetes; Peronosporales; Peronosporaceae
Exons: 1
Coding region: 1-1578 (525 amino acids)
Source: RefSeq, a predicted model, not a curated record
AUGUUACCGCCUAAUUAUGUUCCAUCCUUAUACAAUCCAUCAGACUAUAUCGGCUUAUUCAAUUACUUGACUAUUAGUAUUGGCGAUUUGCGAUAUAACAAAAGAAAUGGGGUGAAUUAUACUUCGGCUUUGUACAUUACAGGAAAUAUCUAUCAAAAUGGAACAAUUAUUGAUUUGAGUGUGCUGUCGGGUAUUACACCAGGAGCAGCUUCCGCUGGGAAAUUGAUUGCUGUUGAUUCAAAUAAGGACAUCACUAACAUUAAUGGUCUCUCAGCCUCGCAAUUAACUGGAACCCUUCAAACUGCAGCUCAACCAAAUAUCACCUCGCUUGGAACACUAUCAUCAACACUGAAUAUUGGUGGAUCUACUCCUAUAACUUGUAAUAACUCCCUAUCGAGCAGCACAUGCUCGUUAUCUGUUGAUUCUGUAUCUGGAGAUCAGACAUUUGGCAGUACAACAGCAAAUAAGUUUCAUUUGAGAACAAAUGGAAAUAGAAAAAUAACGAUAGGAUCCACAGGUUUAGUAGGCAUUAAUAAUACUGCUCCUGCUAAGCAAUUAGAUAUCAUUGGAUCAACCGCUUUGACAAAUGCGCUAUAUCAAAUUAGUGAUGGAACAGUUGUAUAUCAGCAGUGGUUCGAUGAGACUCAAUGUUGUCUUCAAACAUUUAGCAAUCAUCCGCUAACUUUUGCCACGAAUAAUGCUUCAGUGCAAAUGUCAAUUUUAACGAAUGGAAAUGUAGCUGUUAAUAACACAUCGACAGCUACGAAUAUAUCCGCUUCAACGUUAUAUGGAACACUUCAAACAGCCGCUCAGCCCAAUAUUACAUCGAUUGGAACUUUAGCGACUGUUACAGCUACAGCAAUUUUUGGAACGCUUCAAACCGCUGCUCAGCCUAAUCUCACAUCUCUUGGAACGUUAACUAGCUUAACAAGAAGUGGGACUAUCACUUCAAGUAGAACUACAAAUGGGCAAUCAUUCACUUCCACAAACGGAACAUCAACUUGUGUUUUGUUCCAUUUUAACAAUGGAGAUGCAUACUUUGGAACAACUACAGCAAACAAUUUAGUCUUUCAAACAAGUAAUACAGGAAGAAUGACAAUUAGUUCAUCUGGUGCAGUAUCUGGAAUUUCAUCGCUAAGUGCUACAACGUUAACUGGAACAUUAAGCACUACAUCACAGCCUAAUAUCACAACGACUGGAGAUUUAACACUACCGAGUUCGCUGACGAUAACAAAUGGAACUACUCCUUUAUCAAUUAAUAAUACAACCUCAUCGAGUACCUUUCGAUUAACGAUACAGAAUAGUGGUGGUGCUCAAGAUAUUGGUUCCUUUACAAGUCAUAGUUUCUUCUUAAAUACAAAUAAUACUCGAAGAUUGCAGUGCGAUACUUCUGGUAAUAUUGAUAUUUUAAACCACAACGCUUCUACGGUGGAAUUAAAACUUGGUGGAACAUUAAUUACAUCGUCAGCUACUGAAUUAAACUUCUUAUCUGGAGCGACUCCUGGGACAGCAGCUGCAAGUAAAGCUUUAGUGAUGGAUUCAAACAGAAGCAUCACGAAUAUUGCAAAAAUAAAUUAA